ACAUCGUAGGCAUCUUUCGCGGGCGACGAAAAUCGCAUUCUUUUGUGGUAAUAUUCUGUUUGUGAGGAAAUAUCGUGCAGCACAACGGUCUGCAAUAGAACGCAAGCAUGGAGGUCGAUACAGCCGCUGAAAGCGUUCCCCGGGAAGCGACCGGCACGGAAAAACUGCACAAGAGGAAACCUGCAACGCAGUUGAGUGAGAUUCGUCAAGUGCUUAUCCCAAAGACACGCAAAACGGCGUUGAAAGAAAACUGGAUGAAAAUUUUUACACCCGUUGUCGAGCAACUCUGCCUGAUGAUACGAUACAACGUUAAAAAUAGUAAGGUGGAAAUAAAGGCCACUGAUGCGACGCCAGACCUCACCUACCUGCAGAAAGCGGACGACUUUGUGCGUGCCUUUGCGCUUGGAUUCGAGGUUGAGGACGCGCUAGCAAUGAUCCGGCUGGACGAUCUGUUCAUCGAAAGCUUCGACGUAACGGACGUGAAGUCGCUCAAGGGUGACCACCUUAGUCGGGCGAUCGGACGGCUGGCGGGAAAGGGUGGCCGGACCAAGUUCACCGUAGAAAACACGACCAAGACGCGCAUCAUUCUGCAGGGCUCGAAAAUUCACAUCAUGGGCAGCUACAAGUACAUCCAGCACGCCAAACGCGCCCUUAGCCAUCUGAUUCUGGGCUCUCCAGCCAGCAAGGUGUACGGUAACCUGCGCACGGUGGCCGCCAAUCAAGCCUCACAACGAAUGUAGAGGUGAUUGCAGCCAAUGCAACGAAAAGAUUAUUUUGAAAUGUAAUUUAGUUGUUUAAGAAAACCGUUCAUUUUCAAUUAUGUGAAUGUGUUCUUUGAUUUCGUGGGCAAUUAAACCCACAGUACAGCAGAUCAUGUAAUAUAGCACGAUAUUUAACUGUUGGCGAUCGUGGUAUGGAAUAAAGAAGCAACAAUACC
Messenger RNA from Anopheles coluzzii, 937 nucleotides. RefSeq names its product RNA-binding protein PNO1. Gene Ontology annotation, molecular function: RNA binding. The record is from RefSeq and is a predicted model, not a curated record. Bases 108 to 740 code for a protein of 210 amino acids. The transcript has 3 exons. Lineage: Eukaryota; Metazoa; Arthropoda; Insecta; Diptera; Culicidae. Gene Ontology annotation, cellular component: nucleolus.